UUUGAAGAGGUAUUCUGAUCAAUUUCCGAUCCUCCUUAAAGUCUGGAAUUUCACAAUUUUCUUGGGAGAGCCCCUUAGACAAAAUAAGAACAUAUAUGUAAUGCGCAUUCUGCUUGCACUUGUUUGGCUGGCACUGAAAAUCGUUACCGUAACCCCGUGUGUCAUUUCUCCGUUUAUCUCUUGAAGCUGUCGUUUUAAUAAUUUCUACAUGAUAACUGAAUUUCCCUCAUGUCAAAGUUAUUAGAUUGGGGUAAGGAAAAGAUACGCAAAUCAGAAUUUGGGUGGGAAAGAGGUCAUGGCCCUUUUUUUUAUUUAGAUUUUUAUAGUCUUAGCAUUUUAAAUGUUUGAAAAUGACAAAAUUUUCACGUGGGAGCAUGAGCUCGAGCGAAAUUUGUCCUAAACCUAUUUAGUCGGGGCUUUUCGAGCCUCAUUAUGACGUCACAUAAUCACAUAAAUGCGGCUGCAAGAUAUCGAAGAAGACCUCAUUAUGACGUCACAUAAUCACAUAAAUGCGGCUACAAGAUAUCGAAGAAGACAGUCGAAUUGCGCUCGAGCUGUAGAGAAGAAUACUGCUCUAAGCUGCAAUGACAGCUUUAGGAGAAACGUAAGGCAAUGAAGCCCAAAACUCGACGUAACGCAUUCGUUGGGGAGGGAUUGGAAGAACCCGAAGAUGGAUUGGAGCCGGAAGAAGUCGAGGAGUCUCAUACGGAAUAUCAUUCCGAGGAGGCUCAGAAUUCCGAGGAGGCAGAUAAUAAAUUCAUGGGGUUGACCCUCACUAGCGAGCAAGUUAUGGCCUUCAAGGAGGUGUUCGACUUGUUUGAUAGCAAUGGUGGCGGCACGAUUGACGCUGAGGAGCUAGAUCUUGCAUUGAGGUCCGUGGACAUUCAGCUCACCCAGGAAGAGAUAGUUGAGGUGUUAAUGGCAAUGGAUAAAGAUGGAAAUGGCGAGAUCGACUUUGGAGAAUUCCUUCACCUCAUGACGAACACAGAGCGUUUCCUUGAGGGUUUUGACACCAACUGCCAAAGUAGCCGGAAACGGAGGGAGACCACGCUUUUUGAGGCUCUGACGCAAUUUAUGAAGCGUUCCGCCCUGCAUUCCAUUAACGAAAUUGUAGGGUUUUACCAUACAAGGUACAAGAGGACCCAGGCUCCUCAUGUAGUAGGGCACUACGCAGCCGGAGCUCGGUUGAUCGGCCUGACAGAGACCCAACUCCGCAAACACAUGGAAAAGUUAAAGGCCAACCACGCAGCUGGCGAUGAGAAAUCCCCGUAUGCAGAGCCUCUGCACAUCGUGUUCGGUACCACAUCCAAGAAGAAGAGAAAAAAAAGAAAAGUGGAUUCCAAAGAAGUUGAUCUGACCGGUCUGGUGCAAGGCCGGCGCGAUACCGCUUGUGGGCGAAUAAGACUCCAAUUUAUGACUCCUGCUUUGUUUCAAAAGCCGUCUGAACCGCCGACAGAGAACGGACAGUCAGUUGCAGCUAGAAAGGCAACAAUAAAUAGUACUCUCCCUCACCGUCGCAAUAAGCCCCAGCCUAAGACUUACAAGCGUAAUGGAUGGGUCGCUCAGAGAAUUCUACCAUUUGCCGUAGAGCUUCCGAUGCCCAGGCCCAAAUGUACCAGCAAAGUGAAAAGUGCAUUGCUAUCACAAAAACUCACAUUCGACGACCUUCCAGACAUCAGAGACAAGGUUGCAAUGUCCAAGCAAAAGUAUUUCGAGCGUCUCCAUGACCGAAAGAGGAAGGAAAGAGAGAAGCAUUGGGAAGCACUGGGGCCAUCACACAUCCACUCUGACGUGCUAAGGAAUUACUUCCGCAUUGCAUUCCAUGCAUACACACCAUACGCCCACAUAGACAAACCCAGGGUACGACCUGACACGUCAAGGAACUGCAAGCAGCGCAGCAAGUCAGUCACACCACGCAAGCUACCACACGUGGAAACCAAACUGCGUGCAACAUCUUCUUGUCACUAGGGACAGACACCUGACACAGUACGAUGGAGUGGUGCUAACCAUUUUAUUGAACAUGAAAAAAAUGUCACAAUCUCUGAAUGGGACCCUACAGGGCUAUAUCACACCAAGUGCAAUAUAACAUUGUAUUGUGGCAACUUUCGGAGAUCAGCCCAGAAUUAAGAUGGCCAUGUAAACAGGAUACUGCUGAGUCUGUCACAAAUGGUAUGAAUAAACAGCUGGUAUUGCUGGAGAUUA
Messenger RNA from Nematostella vectensis (starlet sea anemone), 2202 nucleotides. RefSeq lists its product as uncharacterized. The record is from RefSeq and is a predicted model, not a curated record. The transcript is spliced from 7 exons. Lineage: Eukaryota; Metazoa; Cnidaria; Anthozoa; Actiniaria; Edwardsiidae. Bases 613 to 1968 code for a protein of 451 amino acids. Gene Ontology annotation, molecular function: calcium ion binding.